AUGGAAAUUGUGGAAGACAUAGUGAUUAUUGGCGCUGGAAUAGCUGGUCUAACUACGGCUUUAGGACUUCACAGAUUGGGACUCCGGAGUUUGGUGUUGGAAUCAUCAGAUGGAUUGCGAACUACAGGAUUUGCUUUUACAAUGUGGACUAAUGCAUGGAAAGCACUGGAUGCUAUCGGCAUUGGGGACAUCCUUCGUCAAAAGCACAACCAACUUAGUGGAAUUUUGACUACAUCCGUGGUUUCUGGGCUUUCAACUUCAGAAAUAUCUUUCAAGGAUCAUGAUGUCAGGUGCGUAAACAGGAAGGUGCUUCUGGAAAUUCUGGAAAAUGAACUUCCUAGAGGUACCAUUAGAUAUUCCUCCAAGGUGGUUCAUAUUCAGGAUGCUUGUUUCUUUAAGUCUAUUCAUCUUUCAGAUGGAACUGUCAUCAAAACUAAGGUUUUGAUUGGGUGUGAUGGGGUGAACUCGGAGGUGGCGAAAUUUCUAGGUUUCAGUAAGCCAGCUUUUGUGGGGCGAUCAGCCAUUAGAGGUUUCUUAGAUUUUGAAGCUGCCCAUGGUUUUGAGCCAAAGUUCUUCCAAUUCUUUGGAAAGGGUUUCAGAUAUGGUGUCCUUCCAUGUGAUGAUCAUAGUGUUUACUGGUUUUUUACCUACAGUUCCUCCCGCCAAGAGAAAGAUAUAGAGAAAGAUUCAGUUAAGAUGAAACAAUUCUUGUGGAGCAAGCUUGGAAAUGUCUCUGAUAAUAUCAAGGCUGUUUUUGAGCACACUGAUUUGAACAGUAUGGUGUGUUCACCAUUGAGAUUCAGAUAUCCUUGGGAGUUGCUAUGGGGAAAUAUCAGUAAAGACAAUGCAUGUGUAGCUGGGGAUGCACUACACCCCAUGACGCCUGACCUUGGCCAAGGCGGUUGUUCUGCAAUAGAGGAUGGUGUCGUCUUGGCCCGGAUUUUGGCUGAAGGAUUGAGAGAAAACUCAAAGAGUGUAAAGCAAGGAAAUGCUGAAGAAAUUGAGUACCAAAGGAUCAAGACAGCAUUGGGAAAGUUUGCUAAAGAGAGGAGAUGGAGAGGUUUUGAUCUCAUCAGUACUGCAUAUAUGGUAGGCGGAGUCCACUACGAAUUCCAAGAUUUCUUCAAAAAUCUCACAAUCAUCGAAUCUCAGAUAUUUACCAAGAUGACUCAAGACGUUGAGAUGAAAGAGCAGUCCGCCCCCUCCAAUUCCGUGCCCUCCACUGCUCCCUCCACUUUCCAGCAAUUGAAGGAGAUAAUGUCCUUGAUUGAGAUGGGGGCCUAUUCACGCGAGGUUCGGAGGAUUGCUAGGGCGAUUAGGUCCACGAUUCAGUUGAGGAGGAAGUUCAAGGCUUCUGUGCUUUCUGCAUUUCUCAAUUUUGUGCUUGUGCCGGGAUCUGAAGCGCAUUCUCGCCUAUCUUCUUACCUUCCCAAGGAGGAUGAGCACGAUAUGGAAGUUGAUACUGCAUCAUCGACAACUCAAGUUCCUGUAAAGCAUUCCUUGCCAGAGCUUGAGAUCUAUUGCUAUUUACUUGUUCUAAUAUAUCUGAUUGAUCAGAAGAGAUACAGUGAGGCUAAAGCUUGUUCUUCGGCAGGCAUUGCGCGGGUAAAGAAUCUGAAUAGGCGAACUGUUGAUGUCAUAGCGGCUAGACUCUACUUCUACUACUCUCUCAGCUAUGAACUCACUGGUGAUCUUGCUGAAAUUCGUGGUAAUCUCCUUGCUUUGCACCGGAUUGCAACUUUGCGCCAUGAUGAGUUGGGACAGGAAACACUUCUUAAUCUGCUGUUAAGGAAUUACCUCCAAUACAACCUAUAUGAUCAAGCGGAGAAGCUGAGGUCAAAGGCUCCUCGUUUUGAAGCUCACUCAAAUCAGCAGUUUUGCCGGUAUCUCUUUUAUCUUGGAAAGAUCAGGACAAUUCAGUUGGAGUACACUGAUGCUAAAGAGUCCCUUCUCCAAGCUGCCAGGAAAGCACCUGUUUCUGCUCUUGGUUUCCGAGUUCAAUGCAACAAGUGGGCUGUUAUUGUCCGCUUACUACUGGGAGAGAUUCCUGAGAGAACUGUUUUUAUGCAGAAAGGGAUGGAAAAAGCUUUGAGGCCAUACUUUGAGCUUACAAAUGCUGUUCGCAUUGGAGAUCUGAAGCUGUUUAAAACUGUUGCUGAGAGGUUUGCUAGCACUUUUAGUGCAGACCGUACUAACAAUUUAAUUGUCAGGCUGCGCCAUAAUGUCAUUAGAACUGGGCUCCGCAACAUCAGUAUCUCAUACUCCCAGAUCUCACUUGCUGAUGUUGCUAAAAAGCUGAAAUUGGAUUCUGCAAACCCUGUUGCUGAUGCUGAGAGUAUUGUAGCCAAAGCAAUUCGUGAUGGUGCAAUUGAUGCCACACUAGAUCAUGCUAAUGGCUGUAUGAUAUCAAAGGAAACUGGGGAUAUCUACUCCACAAAUGAGCCUCAAAUUGCUUUCAACUCAAGAAUUGCUUUCUGCCUAAAUAUGCAUAAUGAGGCAGUUCGUGCCCUUCGAUUCCCUCCUAAUUCCCACAAAGAGAAGGAAAGUGCAGAGAAGAGAAGGGAGAGACAACAGCAAGAGCAAGAGCUUGCUAAGCAUAUAGCUGAGGAGGAUGAUGAUGAGUUCUAG
This is a messenger RNA of Fraxinus pennsylvanica, 2628 nucleotides long. The record is from the annotation of a GenBank genome assembly. NCBI's taxonomy places the organism in Eukaryota, Viridiplantae, Streptophyta, Magnoliopsida, Lamiales, Oleaceae.